AUGUAUAAACCUCCUCGACUACCUUUGGAUUAUGGAUGCGCCAAUAAGAAUACAAUCUGGCGCAAUGCAUUAAACUUUAACAGACAAGAAAAGCGAUGGAUCCGCGGAUAUUUAAGAACUAUUUGGAUUUUUCAAUUACUGGGACUUUCUGUAGGUGCAAGUGUAUCAGCACCCAAAGUGGAACACGAGGGGCUUUGUCCCAACACAUUGAACACAAACCUCUGGGUUGACGCACAAAGCACCUGCGAGAGGGAAUGCAACGUUGACGAGGACUGUGCCGACUUUGAGAAGUGCUGCACCAAUGUGUGCGGCCUCAACAGUUGCGUUGCUGCACGGUUCUCUGACGGUACGACUGCUCAGCCUGGUGGCUUUGGAGGAGGGAAAGGGGAUGGUCCACCAGGCUCCACGGCAACCUGCGAUGGAUUCAUCUGCAGCCAGCAGGGAGCCACAUGUGACAUCUGGGACGGGCAACCCAUCUGCAAGUGCCAGGACCGGUGCGAGAAAGAGCCCAACUUCACCUGCGCAUCUGAUGGCCUCACAUACUUCAACCGCUGCUACAUGGAUGCAGAGGCCUGUAUCCGGGGGGUGACUCUAACGGUAGUCACCUGCAGAUUCUACCUUGCAGGACCCCACACUAGUCCGCUACCUCAGGACACAACUGCUAAUCCCACACCAACAUCCUCUCAAGAGCACCCGAUGCCACCCACGCUGUACUCCAACCCUCAUCACCAGUCUAUUUAUGUUGGAGGCACGGUUAGCUUCCACUGUGAUGUUAUAGGCAUCCCCAGACCUGACGUAACCUGGGAGAAACAAAGUGAGCGGCGUGAGAGGCUGGUCAUGAGGCCGGAUCAAAUGUACGGCAAUGUGGUGAUUACCAACAUCGGACAGCUAGUCAUCUACAAUGCUCAGGUGUGGGACACGGGCAUCUACACUUGCAUCGCACGCAAUUCCGCAGGGGUUCUCCGUGCUGACUACCCCUUAUCAGUUAUACGUCGGGCUGAUGACGACUUCUCCGAAGAUCCAGAGAUGCCAAUGGGGAGGCCCUUCUCACCAGCAGAUUGUCUGGCUGAAGUGGACACGAGAACAUGCAGUGGUGAGCGCCAUGUGGAUUGGUAUUACGACAGCAAGCUUGGCUCCUGCAUGGCGUUCAGCAACAGUGGAUGCGAGGAUAGCCGCAACCGAUUUGAGACUUAUGAGGAAUGUAAAGCCUCCUGCCAGAGAGAGGGCAUGGGGAUCUGCUCCCUCCCUUCAGUCCAGGGUCCCUGCAAAGCUUGGGAAGUGCGUUGGGCUUGGAAUUCUAUCAUGAAACAGUGCCGAGCGUUCGCCUAUGGUGGCUGCCAGGGGAAUGCUAAUAGCUUUGCCACACAAAAGGAAUGUGAAGCAAACUGCCCAACACCCAAAAGGAAACCUUGCAAGACAUGCCGGGUUAAGGGGAAAAUGGUUCCCAGUCUAUGUCGCAGUGACUUUGCCAUUGUGGGGAGGCUAACUGAGCUCGUUGAGGAUCUGGACUCAGGAUUGGCCCGCUUUAGCUUGGAAGAAGUUCUCAGAGAUGAAAAGAUGGGCUUGACUUUCUUCAACACCAAACACCUUGAGGUGACCAUUGACAGGAUAGACUGGAGUUGUCCCUGCCCAAACAUCACUAUGGAGGAGAACCCCCUACUGGUGAUGGGGGUGGUGCAAGACGGCAUGGCAGUCAUCCAUCCAGACAGUUACGUCAGGGCAAUAACUGAUCGCAGACUUAAGAAGCUCCGUGAGGUUCUGGUUAAAAAGACCUGCCAGACAUUGUAA
Molecule: messenger RNA, 1788 nt
Organism: Nerophis lumbriciformis (worm pipefish)
Lineage: Eukaryota; Metazoa; Chordata; Actinopteri; Syngnathiformes; Syngnathidae
Source: RefSeq, a predicted model, not a curated record